Coregonus sp. 'balchen' is the source of this 9776-nucleotide messenger RNA. Lineage: Eukaryota; Metazoa; Chordata; Actinopteri; Salmoniformes; Salmonidae. The record is from the annotation of a GenBank genome assembly.
GAGGAGCUUGGAGUCAUGCAUACCAUCCACGGGCUGUGUAGGGUCUGCAUCGCCGCUAGACUGCCUCAGGUCUGUCCCCCUAGAUAAUCACCUGAAGAGAGAAAGGGAGGGUGGGAGGGAGGGAGAGGAGGAUAGAGGGAGAGAUAGAAGUGUGUUGUGCAUAGGGGUGUGACAAAUUGGGGGAGAGUGUCAGGUAAGUGUGCGAGUGAGAAGAGAGGGAGAGGACAGGGAGAGGGGUAGGAUGGUGUGGAGAAUGGGGGUAGUGGGAGGAUGGAAGAAGAGGGGGAGAGGAUGAGAGAUGGGUGUUCAAAUAGGGUUCUGUGUGUAGCCGGCUGUUUUGGAGAGACUGCAACACAGGCAAAGAGAAUAUGUUAGAAAGCAUGAAAAUUUGAAAAUGACAAGGGAACAGAAAGAUGAAAGAGCAAUGAUGUAGGAAGCAGACCGUUCAAUUGGUUGUGAAACUAUAUUGAUUUUUUUGUGUAGUGAGAAGGGAACAGAAAGAUGAAAGAGCAAUGAUGUAGGAAGCAGACCGUUCAAUUGGUUGUGAAACUAUAUCGAUUUUGUUGUAUAGUGACAAGGGAACAGAAAGAUGAAGAGCAAUGAUGUAGGAAGCAGACCGUUCAAUUAGUUGUGAAACUAUAUCAAUUUUUUUGUAUAGUGAAAUUGGAUUAAGGCACCGGAACAAUAAGAGAUAGAUAGAUAGGAGAAAAGUUAGGGAAUUUAUAUUCGAGGCUUUAGGCAUUACUUUGCCAUUGGAAAGCUCACUCCUACAGUAUCUAAAGAAUAAGGGAAGUAAUGAUGAGGAAACCAGUGUAAAAACCGAGUGGAUGAAAAGAGAGAGUGUGUUCCCUGUUUCCUGAGACAGAAGAAUGUGGUCUCCGCCACCUGCUUUAUUUAUCCAGAGGCAAUCUGAUGGAAAAAAAGAGAGAAAGGGAGAAAGUUGAGACUGUGCUACAGGCAAAAUGUACAACCAAAGUCUGGAGUUUCUCAUCCUCACUUAAAAAUGACUUUGAAUCAGUCUCAAUCUUAUGGCUUAUAGCACUAACCUUUCUUAUCUAACAGUUUGCAAUCAGUGAUUGGAGUUUGCGUGGCAUCGCGUCAGUACAGUGUGUUGACAUGGACACAAUACCUGGCUGGCAGGGAGUUUGUUUUAUUUGUCAGCCUAGACACAUUGUCACCAAAACACAGUGACCCAGAUAAGGCCUUGCACAACAGACCGGGACUGUCUUACUGGAGCUUUAGUGUUGUGGAGUUCAGCACACAAACAGACCUGGUAGUGGAUGGGAGAGAAUUUGUAUUUUGCUUUAGUCCUGUAGUGUGCAUGCAUGUGUGUGUAUGUGUGUGUUUGUAUGUGUGAGUAUGUAAGUUAGUAGUGUAAUCACUGAAGCACAUCGGGUUGACAGGCUGUAGAGGCAUCAAACAGAGCAGAAGCACACAGAAGACAGACAGACAGACAGUGGGUUGGCUCCCAGCUGUCGGCUCUCAUAGUUAGAUAGUGUCUCAUAUGAGACUGUUGAGGCAAAACAACAUAGAGAGAAAGCUUGAUUUCACACACGCAUGCACCCACACACUGCGCAUUUCACAGGACACAACAGGUCACGACUCCACACACACACACACACACACACACACACACACACACACACACACACACACACACACACACACACACACACACACACUCCUACGCGUUACAUAAAUGCACUCCUGUACAAUUCAUUUCCAUAGCUAAGUCUCUGAAUAGCGAGCAAUGGUAGUUUCAUACUCACUCUAAAGCACCAUAUAAGUGGGCUCGUAACCUUCUCAUUUGACUGGAAGGAGAUAGAUUGAGGCAUUAGAGGCUCUUGAGACAAACUGGAGAUGGGAGAAUAGCAUCCAGAUGCUCACUCUGAGCCAGCUUUGUAUGCUGCCUGUCAGGUUCUCUGGCCUUGGCCUGAAGAGCUUUCCAAACUGCUCACAUCAGUAUUGUGCAAGGUUGGACUUGUGUGUUAGCGCAUGGGAGAGCAAGACUAGGGAUGAGGGUUAGUGAGUAAGAAUGUGUGUGUGUGUGUGUGUGUGUGUGUGUACCCACCGUGUGCCCACUGUCAGGCCCUGGAUGCCAGUCGGUGUGUCUUGUCUCCCAGUAGUCCGGUCCCACGCUCAGAGAGGCCAGGGGGCAUCUCACAUUAACACUACCCCCCACUACCCACCGCCCCUCUACUCUACCCUCCCUCUUCUACAGCGUGCCAACCUAUCCCUUCACACUACUACCCCCUGCAGAGCCCCAUCUCUCUUUCCCUUCUCUCACUGUCUCCCUCAGACACUCCCCCGGUCUUUCUCCAUUCGCUUCUGUUGUUUCUCUCUUUUCCCCAUCUGUCUUUUUGUCUCUUCAUCUCACGUCUUCCUUCUGUGUCUCUCUUUCUCCCUCUCUCUCUCCCUCUCUCCCUCCCUCCCUCCCUCCCUCUCCCUCUCCCUCUCCCUCUCCCUCUCCCUCUCCCUCUCCCUCUCCCUCUCCCUCUCCCUCUCCCUCUCCCUCUCCCUCUCCCUCUCCUUCUCCCUCUCCCUCUCCCUCUCCCUCCCUCUCUCUCUGAUCUGACAGUGGUGAUGUUGUCUCUGGUCGUUAGCCAGGAUGUAGGGUUAUUAAACAGUUGUCUCCUCCACUACCCAGAUGAUCUACAUUUUAAAACUAUCAAGAUUAUCAUCUAUCAAACAUUUAAAAAUACUAUCAAGAUAAAAGAGUCUUGGAGCAACAUUGUACUGUGUUUGUGUGUUCAGAUAGACUUUAAUUUCAGAGGCCCUAUUGUCAGCAGAUGAGAUGGAAACAAUGUUUUGGAGCGGAGCACUAUUGAUUUUGGCACACACACUGGGAUUAUUCCUGGAAUUUUUACAGAAAGUUUUUGGGCAUCGUACGUGUGUGUGUGUGUGUGUGUGUGUGUGUGUGUGUGCUUGCGCACCUGCUCUGUGUGGAUGCUGUCCACAGUUGGCGUCAGAUCCACACCAAAGCGCCGGCCUCAUUUGAUGAGGGCCACAGUGCUAGUUUGUUUGGCUGGUAUCCACACACAUUCCAUCCACACACACUCAGCUGCUGGCCAGAGAGAGAACCACACUCUAAUCUGUAGGCAUAUCUCACAUGUUGGUCUAACUACUCCUAUUUUGCUGUAGAUGAUUUUUCGAAAAUAAUAUUUGCUUUUUACUCCAUGGACAUACAUAGACAUGUAAUAAUUGAAUAAUGUCUUUACAUAUGUUGAUUUGAUGUCUCUGUGUCUUUAGGUGACCAUCCUUCGAGGAAAGGACGGCUAUGGCUUCACCAUCUGCUCUGACUCCCCAGUGAGGGUACAGGCUGUCGAUCCAGGCAAGGCUCUCCUUUCCCUGCUGUCUGUGUGUUGAUGUGUGUGUGUUAGUCUAGAUGUGUAGUUGUGUGUAUAUCUGACCCAGCCUUGCCCUCUACUGUCCUGAGGUGGUCAAGCAUAUCAGGUUUGUGUGUAAAUGAUUGGGUAGAAGCUUGUGUGUGUAACUGCCCAAUCUCUUGUCUUGAGGUGGUCGGCUGUUUGUGUGUGUGUGGGUAUUUGCGUGAAAUCUCUCUGUGUGUGUGUGUGUGACCCUCUACUGACCUUUCUUCAGGUGGUCCGGCGGAUCAGGCAGGUCUGCAGCAGCUGGACACUGUGCUGCAGCUCAAUGGUCAGCCUGUAGAACAGUGGAAAUGUGUGGAGCUCGCCCACGCCAUCAGGUACUACAGGCAGGGAGACACAGAGGAAAUAAUGGACUAAACCAACUUUGAUAGGGAUAACUAUCUUCAACACUUAUAGCUCCCCAUGUACAUUUUAAAAGUGUAUCUAUGCACAGCAAACCCUAUAUAGACACUCUGGCCUGUAGCCUCUUUGCUCACGUCCUUUGCCUUUGAUAAGCUUACCUUUUCACAUUCCCUCUCUCCCUCCCUCUACAGAAACAGCUCCAAUGAGAUCACGGUUGUGGUAUGGCGCACCGGGCCGGCCGCCAAGCCCAGUUUUGAGGGCCUCAUCCACCGGCCCUCCUACAAGCCCAACUAUGACACCCCCUCGCCCCCCACCAGGCGGAGGGACAGGUCCAAGGACCGGCUAGACCGGGACAAGACCCCCCCGGCCGUGCCCCCCCUCCCUGCCCACCACAGGACCAGCCGCCGGGUGCUGGUCAACGGCUCUGAGGGGGGCGGCGGGGGAGGGGUAGGGGGGCCGUGGGGGGAGAGGGGGCGUGUAGGAGGGGGGGCGGAGGAGGUGGAUGGUAAAGCCCGGAGCCAGACCCAGACCCAGAGCCACACAGCCACGCUGAAGGGGACUAGAGUGAAGGCGUCCAACGGAGAUAACUACAUCAUCCUGGCCCCCAUAAACCCAGGAAGCCAGGUACUGGCGGAGGAGCAGAGGCUCAUGGUCCAUCCCAGGCUCCUGCCCUACCCCCUUGAUGGCACUAUCUAGACCCUGACAUACCCUGGAGAUCUCAAUAUGUGCCAUUCAUACCUGCCAUAGAUCCGUGCCAAUCCUACCUGACAUACACUAUCUGCCAUCUAAAUCUGAGAUAUACCCUGCCAUUCUAACCUGAGAAAUAACUGUGUAAUUCAAACUGACACAUGUGCAUUCUGUAAAUCAAAGAUACAAUAUAUAGUAAAUAGUUAAAUAGGUAGUUGAAUGAGACAUUUUGAAAAAAUAGUAUACAACCAAGAGUUGAGAUUUGCUUCACCAGUAAGUAGUAUUCAAGCCCAUAUAUGGGGAAAGCCACAUUUGGCCCAUGGGGUGUUCUAUCAAAUGAUGCACACUGUAACAUCCUGUGACAUACUGUAUAUGAGGCAAUAGCUCUUUAUGAUAAAGACAUAAUAAAGUGUAACAAAUGGAAAAAGAAACACACUGAUUGUGAACUUGAUUCCUUAACAUCCCCAACCAUACAACACUAACCAUCCAGCCUGUAAAAAUGGACCAGUUAUGUUGAAGCAAUGAAUGCAGAGAACUAGAAUCCCAUAACUUCUAGUCUUUACUUAGUCCUCCAUUAUCUGUCCCACUGAGCUUGAACAGCCAAUCACAGACAGUAAUGCUGACUGUGUGGCUGAGGGCUAGCGUGACUCAGUAGCCUGGUUGUUAGAAGGCCUCUAGGGGAAGUGAAGGAGACUGUAUACCCUGCUUUUCAUCUAGACCCAGGGACCUAGACACUGUAGGGCUGUCGGUUAGUCUGGGAGCUGCUGCCUGCCUGGCAAUCUAAGUGUGUGUGUGCGCUUGCUUAAUGUGUGUGCGUGUGUAGGGAAGUGUGUUUGUCUGAGGGCAGCUAUGCUACCUCAACAUAUAUGGCAUGACACAGGGCUCAGAGGGCAUGAUGGGAACGUCUUCUGUGUGUAAAUGCUAAGAGGAGAGCACAGGGGUUAGGGGGUUAGGAGUGUGAGGGGGUGGACUGCUGUGGAGGGCUGUGGAGGAGGAGUGGAUGGAGUGGGGAUAGGAUGCAGAUGAGGGGAUAGCGAAGAGGGCGAGAGAGGGAUAAGAGAGGGAAACCCCCCAUUAAUCACCUUCCCUAUGGGAAACAUGGGAUAGGGAACAGAGUAGAUAUGGGUAGUACAUCAACAGGUUGGAAUAAUGGUUGUAAGAAGUAGAAGGGAUUAAUGGGGUAGAGAGAGGCAAUUAUGGAUGGAUGAUGGGUACAGCAGAAGAGGGAGAAAGUAGAGGAAAGGAAAAAUGUAGAUAAAGCAGUUGCCAAAGUGGAUGGAAAUAAGAGGAUAGAACAUUUCAGACUAAAUCCAAACUUUGAAGCAUGGGGUAAAUGAGCAUCUCUCCUCCUCAGCCUGGUCAGCCUGGUCACAGGUCAGAGCAGGCAUACAAUCCAUGAUGAUUUGGUUUCAUCUUGUCAGCCAGUCCCCACUGAAACACACACAGCAGAGAAAUCAAUCAUGGAAGAUAGUUGGAUGUACCAGCCAUUGAUAUGCCUCUGGUUGGGUAGAUCUUAUAUAUCGGGUAGAUCUUAUCGUUAGGCAAAGUUCUAGGAUCAGCUCCCCCCUCCCCCAUUACAUUUCCAGGGGCAACGUUACUAGGGUGCUUGAGUAGUUAUCUGUAGGCACAGUUAAGGAUCAGCUCCCUCCAUCAACCAUUCAAUUUCCAAGGGCAAUGUCAUCCUUCUCUAGUAUUCAUAGAGCUAAGGUACAGUACAGUGUGUGGUUGACGUCUGUGUCACUCAAUGCCAUAGGAAUCAAUGAACAGCACAGUCACCAUCAUGUAUCAACAGCACACAUUAGCUAUCAGAACACUGGGUCUAUUCCUUGAGUUGAACACACACAUAUUGAAUAUGUGACAUGGCUCAAUGGCCUGAUAUCACAUAGGCCUACUGCAGUACAGUAGAAAUGGAGACAGCCAACAGUCUGUGGCCCCAUUCCAUGCUCAACAUGACCAUUGCUUCAAUUUGACUUCAUGUUAGGCAUUUAUUAUGGUGGGAUGGAUACAUUACAUUACAUGUGAAAGUAUCCUAAAGCAGUGUAUUGCUUAAUGGUAUUGGUCAACAGAACCAUUGAUUGUGAUGUUUUUGUCUCUUUCAGAUAUUGAGGCCUGUCUACCAGGACAACCAUGGUACGUUGGGUAAGCCAUGUAUUACUGACUACGAUUUGAAUGAACAAUGUGGUUUGUCAAGACAAUUCUAUCUAUAACCAUUGUACUUUUAUGUUCCCAGGCUAACUCCCAGUGUGUAUGUAUGUGGUGUGUGUGUGUGUGUGUGUGUGUGUGUGUGUGUGUGUGUGUGUGUGUGUGUGUGUGUGUGUGUGUGUGUGUGUGUUUGUGCGUGUGGUGUCUCUCAGCAGGGAGGAUAUACCCAGGUCAGGCCAGCAUGCCCCAGACACAAGGGUCUGGCGGUGCCCCGCCUGGGGGUGUAGGACUAGCAGGCCGGACCACCUUCCUACGACGCUCCACUAAUGCCAAGAUGUCUAAGCCAUCCGAUGCCAACCUCUCUGGCCAACCCCCACCCAGCUACCAGCAGGCCCAGAGCUCCAACUUUGCUAAUUACCAGAACUGUACUAUAGUACGCUCCCAUGUAACCACACGGCAACCCGCACAGCAACUAUGGCUACGUCAAAGCAGCACCCAAGAUCCUCAUCUUCCCCAUUUUUGUUCAGGUGUGUGUGUGUGCGUGUGUAUGUGUGUAUAAGUGACUCACCAUAUUUCCACUACCAUCUUUCCAUCUCUCCAUUAGUGCCAUUAGGGGUUUUCCCCUUUUAUUUGGAUAACUUUGAAGAAAACCACACCAUGUUUGUUGCAAUGCUCCUCCUCUCUGUGGUAUGUGUGUAGCUACAGUGGGGGAAAAAAAGUAUUUAGUCAGCCACCAAUUGUGCAAGUUCUCCCACUUAAAAAGAUGAGAGAAGCAUGUAAUUUUCAUCAUAGGUACACGUCAACUAUGACAGACAAAAUGAGAAUUUCUUUUCCAGAAAAUCACAUUGUAGGAUUUUUUAUGAAUUUAUUUGCAAAUUAUGGUGGAAAAUAAGUAUUUGGUCAAUAACAAAAGUUUCUCAAUACUUUGUUAUAUACCCUUUGUUGGCAAUGACACAGGUCAAAUGUUUUCUGUAAGUCUUCACAAGGUUUUCACACACUGUUGCUGGUAUUUUGGCCCAUUCCUCCAUGCAGAUCUCCUCUAGAGCAGUGAUGUUUUGGGACUGUCGCUGGGCAACACGGACUUUCAACUCCCUCCAAAGAUUUUCUAUGGGGUUGAGAUCUGGAGACUGGCUAGGCCACUCCAGGACCUUGAAAUGCUUCUUACGAAGCCACUCCUUCGUUGCCCGGGCGGUGUGUUUGGGAUCAUUGUCAUGCUGAAAGACCCAGCCACGUUUCAUCUUCAAUGCCCUUGCUGAUGGAAGGAGGUUUUCACUCAAAAUCUCACGAUACAUGGCCCCAUUCAUUCUUUCCUUUACACAGAUCAGUCGUCCUGGUCCCUUUGCAUAAAAACAGCCCCAAAGCAUGAUAUUUCCACCCCCAUGCUUCACAGUAGGUAUGGUGUUCUUUGGAUGCAACUCAGUAUUCUUUGUCCUCCAAACACGACGAGUUGAGUUUUUACCAAAAAGUUCUAUUUUGGUUUCAUCUGACCAUAUGACAUUCUCCCAAUCCUCUUCUGGAUCAUCCAAAUGCACUCUAGCAAACUUCAGAUGGGCCUGGACAUGUACUGGCUUAAGCAGGGGGACACGUCUAGCACUGCAGGAUUUGAGUCCCUGGCGGCGUAGUGUGUUACUGAUGGUAGGCUUUGUUACUUUGGUCCCAGCUCUCUGCAGGUCAUUCACUAGGUCCCCCCGUGUGGUUCUGGGAUUUUUGCUCAACGUUCUUGUGAUCAUUUUGACCCCACGGGGUGAGAUCUUGCGUGGAGCCCCAGAUCGAGGGAGAUUAUCAGUGGUCUUGUAUGUCUUCCAUUUCCUAAUAAUUGCUCCCACAGUUGAUUUCUUCAAACCAAGCUGCUUACCUAUUGCAGAUUCAGUCUUCCCAGCCUGGUGCAGGUCUACAAUUUUGUUUCUGGUGUCCUUUGACAGCUCUUUGGUCUUGGCCAUAGUGGAGUUUGGAGUGUGACUGUUUGAGGUUGUGGACAGGUGUCUUUUAUACUGAUAACAAGUUCAAACAGGUGCCAUUAAUACAGGUAACGAGUGGAGGACAGAGGAGCCUCCUUAAAGAAGAAGUUACAGGUCUGUGAGAGCCAGAAAUAUUGCUUGUUUGUAGGUGACCAAAUACUUAUUUUCCACCAUAAUUUGCAAAUAAAUUCAUGAAAAAUCCUACAAUGUGAUUUUCUGGAUUUUUUUCCCUCCGUUUGUCUGUCAUAGUUGACGUGUACCUAUGAUGAAAAUUACAGGCCUCUCUCAUCUUUUUAAGUGGGAGAACUUGCACAAUUGGUGGCUGACUAAAUACUUUUUUCCCCACUGUACAUAUGCUUCUGUCAUAAACACAUUAGAAUUAACUAAAUUUCCUCUACAUGCCUACGUCCAAGCACUCAUGCCCACUGUCAGGGUGUGAUCGUAUUGCAAAACUGGACUACCCACUUCCCCGGAUUCUACAAUCGUCUGUAAUAGUACUUCCUGCUGACUAACUGAGUCACCGAGCUGCACAGUGAAACAGCCCUGUGGUCUCUCUAGCUCCAGUCCGGGUCCACAAGAGGAUGUGGCUAACAACCCCGCUGCACUGGCGCUUUUAGCCUAGUGCCUCUUCACAGAUUGAGACCUUUAUAGAGCAUCUCACAGAUUCCUGCAGUCACAGCUCACACUGUGAGGAUCUCUGUAGAGACUGGUGCGACUGUAGCUACACGAGAGCCGCCAGCUGCACAGCCUGUAGUGUUCCCUUUGGUGGGCAGAGAGCAUGGAGCUUGGAGCCAGAAUGGAGAUGGUACUGUAGCUACAUGCUCCCUCAUGUACGGCUAUGUUCAUGAGAACAUCCCUCCCAGACAUGUCUAUCAAUCUGUAUCUCUAUUUAGUGGUAUUUGUGAGUGUUGUGAAUGAUAUUGGACUGUAAUAGCAGUGUUACGAGUUAUAUAUCAGUGACUUUGGCUAUAGUAUUGUGUACUGUCAUUAUAAGUGAUAUUAGUUAAUGUAGUGUGUUUGAAGUGAUAUUAAACUGCAGUAUUUUGCCCUGGAUGAUAAUGUAAUCUUCAUUUCAUUCCUAGUAUGUUGCCUAAACUUAAUCUAACUUUAAUCUAAUGUCAAUCUAACCCUUAACUCUACUCUCCUCCUGUGUGUGCAGCCUCUGGACCUGUGUAACCCCACACGGACUCUGGUGGUCUCUGAGGAGAUGAUCCUCCACGAGAGCAAGCACCUCUCCAUUAAGGUAAAUGGCUUCUGA